This is a messenger RNA of Plasmodium cynomolgi strain B, 2292 nucleotides long. RefSeq names its product elongation factor G. The record is from RefSeq and is a predicted model, not a curated record. Gene Ontology annotation, molecular function: GTP binding; GTPase activity; translation elongation factor activity. Gene Ontology annotation, biological process: mitochondrial translation; ribosome disassembly. Bases 1 to 2292 code for a protein of 763 amino acids. NCBI's taxonomy places the organism in Eukaryota, Apicomplexa, Aconoidasida, Haemosporida, Plasmodiidae. The transcript has 4 exons. Gene Ontology annotation, cellular component: mitochondrion.
AUGGAUUAUUUAGACAUAGAAAGAGAAAAGGGAAUAACAAUCAAUGCUGCGGUUACUACUUGCUACUGGAAUGGAAGUGAGAAAAAUUUAGGAGAUUAUCGAAUCAACAUUAUUGAUACUCCAGGGCAUGUAGAUUUCACAGCAGAGGUGGAAAAAAGUUUACGGGUUCUUGACGGUGGUGUGGUAGUGUUUGAUAGUAGCGAAGGGGUGGAAUCUCAAUCAGAGACUGUUUGGAAACAAGCCAACAGGUAUAACAUCAGCAGAAUUAUAUUUCUCAAUAAGUUGGACAAAGUAGGAGCCAAUUUCGAGUCUUGCAUAGAAGAAAUAAAAAGAAAGUUGAAUAAAAAGAUCCUGAUUCUGUUUGUCCCCGUUUUUGAGAUGACCAAUUUUGUUAGCACAAUAGAUAUUUUAAGAGAAAAAAUGAUUGUAUACAAAAAUGCACAUGAGUUUGUAUAUGAAAAUAUACCUAAGAGUCAUUAUGAUAUAUUUUUAAGAUAUAAAAAUUUGCUGUUUGAACAGAUAGCUGAAAAGUUUAACUCAUUUUUGGACAACUACUUAAACGAUAAGCCAAUCCAAGUGGAAGAGGUGGAAGAGUACAUUCGGAAAUUAGUCGUGGAGGAAAAAUACAACGUUGUCAUGUGUGGAUCAGCUUUGAAAAACAAGAACGUCCACAUGCUGCUAGACUCGGUCGUAAAGUAUUUGCCUUCCCCAAUUGAUUCUAUUCAGAAUUAUAAAAAUCAGGUUAUAUUCAAGCAUGAUGUUAAUAAGAGGGGGGAGAGGAUAUCACCUAUUCAGCUUCCCACAGUGGGGGUAAAGGAACAGUCCACUCCGAGUACAGGUGUAGGACCUCCUUCUAGUGAGGAAAGCACUCCUGAUAAGGGUACACACCAGCAGGAGGCAACUUCCAAUGUCGCGAAAGCGAAUGAUUACAUGUCGGAAGAACUAAAUCAAGUCAACAUAAAAAAUUUCAAGAGAAAGGUAGUCGCUCUGAUUUACAAAAUUAUGAAUGACCAACAUCUCGGAAAUAUAAAUUACGUCCGCAUUUACGAAGGACAAAUAAAUAGGGGAGAAUAUCUCUACAAUAACAGAACGAAAAGGAGUGAAAAAAUUUCGAAAAUAUUUUUCAUCCAUUCCAGUGAAAAGUACGAAUUGGAAUCUGCUCGAGCAGGGGAUAUCGUCGGUCUGGUUGGAUUGAAGGACACACAAAUUGGUGACACGUUAAGCAGUACUUUCCUGAGGGCAGAAUUAAAAAAAAUUAAAGAAAUUCCGCCCAUUAUCAGCUUUUAUAUUUACAAUAAAAAUAAAAACGAAUACGAAAAGUUAAUUAACGCUUUAAUGAAGAUUAAGAAGGAGGACCACUCCUUUUUUUAUCACAUCAAUCCGGACACAAAAGAUUUGCUAAUCAGUGGAGUGGGGGAACUUCACUUGCAAAUUAUUAUUAACAAAAUUGAGAAGGAUUUUAAUAUCCCCAUCAUUUAUGGACAGCCACAAAUUUCUUACAAGGAAACUUUUGUUGAAAAUGUGGAGGCCAGGGGAAAGUACAUCAAGCAGUCAGGUGGACGGGGACAGUAUGGGGAUGUCCACAUUAAGAUCGAGCCUAUGUACAGCUACGCGGAGGAGGAAGAAGAAGGAGAAGGAGAAAACAGCAACGGGGGGAGCUAUAACGACGAACAGAAUUCCAAAAAGGUGGAAGAUCGACGUGAUGAACAGGACUCACACAGAAACAGCAUGAACAUUGACACUUCGGAAGUGAAUAAUAAUAUUAUUAUAAAGAACGAGAUAACCUGUGGAGCCAUUCCUUCGGCAUACUUCGACGCGAUCUAUACGGGGAUACGGGAGCAGUGCAACUUGGGCGUCCUCUCAAACUCCCCACUGAUAAAUAUUAUCGUGAGGAUCGUGGACGGGUCGUUCCACCCCGUCGACAGCAACGAGCAUGCGUUCAAGUUGGCUGCGGGGAUCGCCAUUCGGGAGGCUGCGCGGAAGACGUCCGUUCGGCUGCUGGAGCCGAUGAUGAACCUCAACGUGUCCGUGCCCACUGAGUACCUGGGAGACGUCAUCAGCGACUUGGUUAAAAAGAGGGGAAAAAUACAGCACAUCGAUGAAAGCGACGAAGAUACCAAGGAAAUAUUUGCGAGAGCACCCAUGGCUUCCAUCCUAUCCUACGUUAGUGACUUGCGGAAAAUAACCAAGGGGCGAGGAAAUUACACCAUGACGCUUCACAAGUACGCCCUGGUGCCGCAGUACAUCCAGGAGCAAAUUUUGCAAAAGAAGAGUGAGGCGGUGAAGUGGUGA